This is a messenger RNA of Cannabis sativa, 630 nucleotides long. RefSeq lists its product as uncharacterized. Lineage: Eukaryota; Viridiplantae; Streptophyta; Magnoliopsida; Rosales; Cannabaceae. The record is from RefSeq and is a predicted model, not a curated record. The transcript has a single exon. Bases 1 to 630 code for a protein of 209 amino acids.
AUGUCGUGGAUCAUUCACUCGGUUUCCCCAGAAAUCAAAACAAGUAUCAUGUACCUCGACACAGCAGCAGAGAUGUGGACUGUACUCAACAACCGAUUCAAUCAAGGUAAUGGCCCUAGAAUCUUUGAACUCAAUGAAUCUCUUCUUUAUCUUCAUCAAGGUGAUGAAUCUGUUAGUGCUUACUUCACUAAACUCACGGCUAUUUGGGAUGAGAUUAACAAACUCCGGCCAAGAAUACCAUGUGUUUGUGUUGCUGCUGCACAAAACCAUGAUCACAUAAAUCAUGCUCAAGUUUUGCAAUUUCUCAAAGGUCUGCAUGAAUCUUAUCAUGCUGUUCGAGACCAAAUUUUGCUUAUUGAUCCAUGCCCACCCUUGAACAAAGUCUUUUCUAUGGUGAUCCACCAAGAAAGACAAAGAACUUUGGGUAAUCGCAACAUCCCUCCCAUUGCUGCUACAACAGCCACAACAUCCACACUCAGCACUGAUCCAGCUGCAAAUCAAACAUCCAAGAACAAACGGCCUCGCCCUCACUCUACUCAUUGCCAAAAACCAGGGCAUUAUAAGGACAAGUGUUAUUUCCUCCAUGGCUUUCCACCUGAAUAUGGAAAACCAAGAUCUGACUCCAACUGA